CGCGAUCGAGGAGUAUGACGACAUUGGGAACAGACGAGAUCAUUGCUACAUUUCGGUUACUAACCGUAGAACAACAAAAUGACGUUUUGAAGGAAUUGUUAAGAAGUUGCAGUGAUGUACAACUUCAAGAGUUAGGAUUGUCCCGCUCUGUUGAUUUUGUGACAUAUUUUUCCAAGGAUCUUGCAGAGCGUGUUUUUUCGUGGCUGGAUGUUUGUUCUCUGUGUCGUGUAGCUUGUUGUAGUCAUUUGUGGCGGAAGAGGGCGAACAGCAAUCGUUUGUGGAGAGCUCACUGUUUGAGGAAAGGAUGGAUUAGACUUGAGAGCAAUCGUGUUUUAUUUCAAUCGAGUUCCACAGCAAAGUGUCUCUCACCUGUAAAGGCAUCUCAUCGUUUUGUGGAAUGCGUCACACAGCUCUCGUUGUCUCCUCCUAUUUGUCAUUGGAAAGAUGUUUAUAUUAGAGCCAGUCAGCUAGAAGUCAAUUGGAAGAAGGGACUGUACACAGUGUUACCAAUACUGACCGGACAUAAGAAACGAGUUACUGCUCUGGAUUGUGACGGUGUGUUUGCUGUGUGCGGAUCGGCAGAGCAAUCGUUGCGAGUUUGGGAUGUGGCAAGGCACACAUGUAGCCAAGUGUGGGACAACCUUGGUGACGAAGUCACGUGCAUCAAGAUAAAGGAUGGUCAAGUAGUCUGUGGAUGUGCUGAUGGCAUUAUAAGACGAUUCAAUGUGUUAAACUGCCACAUGAUUGGUGAUCUUCAAGGUCACCAUGGAAGCAUAGAAUGUCUGGCAUUUGAUGGCUUUACUGUCAUCAGUGGAUCAACUGACAAAUCUGUUCGUGUGUGGUCUUUCACUGAAGGGAAGUGCAUGCAUGUCUUGAAUGGUCAUACUGAAGAUGUGACUUGUGUUGAAAUGGUUGGGUUGCUGGGUAUGUCUGCGGCUCAUGAUGCAACAUUGAGACUAUGGGACUUGGAACAGGGAGUUUGCAGAUACGAGUUAGUGGGACACAAGGAAGGUGAAAUAGUACAGUAG
This is a messenger RNA of Corticium candelabrum, 1028 nucleotides long. Its product is annotated as F-box/WD repeat-containing protein 7-like. The transcript has 8 exons. The record is from RefSeq and is a predicted model, not a curated record. NCBI's taxonomy places the organism in Eukaryota, Metazoa, Porifera, Homoscleromorpha, Homosclerophorida, Plakinidae. Gene Ontology annotation, molecular function: protein binding. The coding region runs from base 15 to 1028 and encodes 337 amino acids.